UGUAAAAUAACUUUUCCAGCCACAACCCUGCCAACCACGCCGGACCCCCUGGUGGUUUCCAAGUGCAACACUUCGCAGUGCCAACUGCCGGAUUGUUUCUGUAGCUCGGACGGCACCCAAAUCCCGGGAGGGUUAGAACCGGAACAAACGCCACAAAUGGUGUUCUUGACGUUCGACGGAGCUCUAAACUUUAUAAAUUAUGAGCAAUACCGAAAUAUUCUGAACGAGACACGGAAGAAUCCGAAUGGCUGUCCUAUUAAGGCAACGUUUUUCGCGGCUCACGAAUAUUCCAGUUACUUCUAUGUGCAGAAAUUUUACUCGGAUGGUAACGAGUUUGGUGUUAAUUCCAUCAGUCAUCGCCAGCCAGAGGACUGGUGGUCCACGGCUUCGUAUCAAGACUGGACUGAGGAAAUGGUAGGUCAGAGAGAAAUCCUCAUUAAGUUUGCCAACUUAUCCCGUGAUUCUGUGCUGGGCAGUCGAGCACCUUUCUUGAAACCUGGCGGGAACAAUAUGGCUUCCAUGCUUUUUGACUAUAACUUUGCGUACGACUCUUCCAUUGCUGUGCCUCAGGUAACGACCCCCAUCUGGCCAUACACUCUAGACUAUGGAGUCCCUCAUCGCUGCCUGACCAAAAACUGCCCAACUCAUUCAUUCCCUGGUAUGUGGGAAAUUCCUCUGAACACAAUGUUUAGUGAUGAAGGUAUAAGUGGUCAGUGUGUUCUAGCUGACCAGUGUGUCCUACCCAGUGACGAGAAACUGGUGUUUGACUUCCUCAAUGAAAAUUUCCUCAGACACUACAAAACAAACAGAGCUCCAUUUGGUCUUUUCUUCUAUGUUAAUUGGUUCAACGAUAAGGUUAAAGUUAAGGCGCUGAACCAAUUCAUUGACCACCUUCUGGAUACUUAUCCAGACGUCUGGUUUGUAACCAUGCAACAAGCCCUUCAAUGGUUGAGGAAUCCUGUUCCCAUCAGUGAACUCACUAAAAACUAUGUAUCCUGGGCGUGUGAGAAACGUCAGCCAUCGUGCAAUAUCCCUAACACAUGCGCCUUGCCGUUCAGCAAAGAUCGGUCCUACGACAUCCGCUACAUGCAAACCUGUGGGAAGUGUCCCAUCCGGUAUCCCUGGGUAGGUAAUUUUGAGGGGAAAGACGAAGGACGAAAGAUCGUUGAUCUAACAGAAGGAAACGAGAACGAAGCUUUGAAGAAGAAGAAAUGAACAACGAACUCCAUUAGUUAUAUUUCUUUCUUGAUGUAAUAUUCGCUGAAUGUCUUCAUCUGCCUUCACAAAACGAUCAGUUUGCACAGCUUUUAACAUCAUGGCCCAUGGUGAUAGCUGUGAAUACUGUUAUUUUAUGCUUAAUAUAAUAUUUGUCUUUAUCACGAAGUGAGGGCAAUUUUAUUGUAGCAGCUGUGAUUGACUAGAUGUAUAAUCUUGUAUUUUACUUUGUUUAAACUAUUUCGUGAUGAUGAAUGUAUAUUUAACAAACCUUUAUCUGUAAAUGUUUUCACUAUAAACCUUUCUUCCGAGUAAACAUUAAUAUUAAAAGAACAUUCGUCUUUGUGAAGAAACUAGAGCUGCGACAAUUUGGAAAUUGAUCAAUCAUUUUCAUAAAAUCGAAUCGGAUAAUCGUCGGCCAUUUUGAAUUCAACAUUAUACUUGUACGACCUGCAUCUAUUAUGUCACGUAACACGUGUACGACUCGCAUCUGGUAUGUCACGUAACACGUGUACGACUAGCAUUUGUUAUGUCACGUAACACGUGUAGGACUAGCAUCUGUUAUGUUACGUAACACGUGUACGACUAGCAUCUGUUAUGUCACGUAACACGUGUACGACUAGCAUCUGUUAUGUCACGUAACACGUGUACGACUAGCAUCUGUUAUGUCACGUAACACAUGUACGACUAGCAUCUGUUAUGUCACGUAACACAUAUACGACUAGCAUCUGUUAUGUCACGUAACACGUGUACGACUAGCAUCUGUUAUGUCACGUAACACGUGUACGACUUGCAUCUGUUAUAUCACGUAACACGUGUACGACUAGCAUCUGUUAUGUCACGUAACACGUGUACGACUAGCAUCUGUUAUGUCACGUAACACGUGUAGGACUAGCAUCUGUUAUGUCACGUAACACAUGUACGACUAGCAUCUGUUAUGUCACGUAACACAUGUACGACUAGCAUCUGUUAUGUCACGUAACACAUGUACGACUAGCAUCUGUUAUGUCACGUAACACGUGUACGACUUGCAUCUGUUAUAUCACGUAACACGUGUACGACUAGCAUCUGUUAUGUCACGUAACACGUAAUUACUCUAUAUAUACUUGGAUAUUUGUUUGUGUGUUCAGGGAAAACUUUCGUAUUAAAACAAAAUUAUUAUUUCUAUUUAUGAGACGAUUAAGGAUUUGAUGAUUUGGAAAUCGAUUUCCGUGGGAAAUUGAAUCAGAUCCGAUUAUCAGAGUAAUCGUCACAGCUCUAAAAACAACAACAAACGAAAGUUGUCGUCCUUUAAUGUAGGAAAAGUAAGAUUUGUCGUCACAAGGUAACCAAGGGUGAUUGUAAUGAGUUAUGUAGCUAAAUGUUUAUAGUUUGUCUUUCAACCAAAGAAAACAAAUAUAAAUCAUUUUUUGUAAUUUAUUUCCAUAUUAAAGUUCUAAUUGUCGUUAAGGUUGAUACAAGAAAUAUUCACCAAUAAUAAGUUUGUAUGAACAUUUUUGUGAAAUAAAACAAGGCUUAUCGUAAACCAAAUAUAAA
Molecule: messenger RNA, 2751 nt
Organism: Limulus polyphemus (Atlantic horseshoe crab)
Lineage: Eukaryota; Metazoa; Arthropoda; Merostomata; Xiphosura; Limulidae
Exons: 2
Biological process (GO): carbohydrate metabolic process
Source: RefSeq, a predicted model, not a curated record